Molecule: messenger RNA, 1229 nt
Organism: Pogonomyrmex barbatus (red harvester ant)
Lineage: Eukaryota; Metazoa; Arthropoda; Insecta; Hymenoptera; Formicidae
Product: cathepsin O
Biological process (GO): proteolysis
Molecular function (GO): cysteine-type peptidase activity
Source: RefSeq, a predicted model, not a curated record
UACUCGUCAAACCACAUGUCGUUGUCUACUUAUCUGUGCCGUCUGACGUAUUUGACGACGCGGACGCACAUUGCGAACGCGCAUUCUGCGUCGUCUCGUGCACGAGACAUGGAGUGGCGGACAGUGGCAGUGAUAGUGCUGGUCGUAAGUCUUUGCUUCUUCAUCGUACCGAUCAAAGUCGGGCCUGAUAAAACUGUCGAAGAUGCGAAAUUGUUCGCAGAUUACAUUGCCCGAUAUAACAAAACGUACAGAAAUGAUUCUACAGAAUAUAAGGAACGAUUCGAUAAUUUUCAGAAAUCGUUGCGACAUAUCGAAAGAUUGAAUGGUUUACGAUCAUCCCAAGAAAGUGCAUAUUAUGGACUAACAGAAUUCUCAGAUUUAUCCGAAGAUGAAUUCUUGCAACAAACAUUGCUUCCUGACUUAUCUUUACGAGGGCAAAAACAUACUACAGCGUCAUAUUAUCAUCAACAUUCUGUGAAUUCGGUUGAUCGCAUGAAAAGGAUGAUUGGUAUACCCUCUAAGUUUGAUUGGCGGGAUCGAGGGGUUGUAGGACCAGUUGUGAACCAAGAAAGUUGCGGUGCGUGUUGGGCCUUCAGCACUAUCGGUGUGGCCGAAUCGAUGUACGCCAUCAGAAAUGGAACUUUAUAUUCCUUUAGCGUGCAGGAAAUGAUCGAUUGUAUGCCAGGCAAUUACGGAUGCCAGGGCGGUGACAUAUGCAGUUUACUCUCGUGGCUGUUGGCGUCAAAGACAAAAAUCAUAUCUGAGAACGAUUAUCCUCUCACACGGCGGACCGAUUUGUGUCGAUUGUCUAAAAUUACUGCGAAGACAUCGGGAAUUAAAAUAACGGAUUUUACAUGCGACAGUUUUAUAGAUGCAGAAACUGAACUUUUAACGCUGCUUACUCACGGACCUGUGGCGGCCGCUGUAAAUGCUAUAUCUUGGCAGAAUUAUUUAGGUGGCGUAAUACAGUAUCACUGCGAUGGUUCGUUCAACAGCUUGAAUCAUGCGAUACAGAUAGUGGGAUACGAUAUGAGAGCGAGUAUACCGCAUUAUAUCAUUAAAAAUUCGUGGGGAUCGUCUUUUGGCGACAAAGGUUACAUUUAUAUUGCGGUCGGUAAAAAUUUAUGCGGUAUAGCCAACCAAGUUUCAUCGCUCGACGUUAUUUAGUCAUUUACAGUAUUUUAAAUAUAUAUCAUAAUUCAAUUUUUAAUCAAUUUUUAAAUCUAGAA